AUGACUUCAGAAAAAGUGAAGGUCCAGCAGGCUCAGGCGGAUACCCCGGCGGCUGCUGGCCCCGUGCCACUCUCUAAAAACCAGCAGAAAAAGCUGCUGAAGGCUGUCAAGUAUCAGGACAAAAAGAAGGAGAAGAGGGAGCGGGAGAAAGCCGAACGUCAGAAGCUGCAGGAGGAGCGCCGUGCGGAGGCCCUCGCUCGAUUGGCGGGGAUGAGUGAAGAAGAGAAGCUGAAGUGGAGGGAGGAGAAGGCGGUUCGCGUGGGGGCUCGAAAGCAGACCACCCAAGAGAAGAAGGCGCGCCUGGAACAGGCCCUGGUGAAGGGGCAGCGGCUGAUUGUGGACCUGUCAUUUGAGGAUAAGAUGACCGACGCUGAGCUCAAGUCGCUGUGCCAGCAGCUCGCCUACUGCUACUCGGCCAACGCCCGGUCCAGCAAACCCAUGCACCUGAUCUUCACGGGGGUGCAGGGACGUAUGAAGGAGUGCAUCAACAAGCAGUGCUCUGGCUUUGACAAUUGGAUUGCUACAAAAUCCGAAGCCACCUACCUUGUUCAUUUCAAGGAGGAGACGGAGCAGCUGGUGUACUUGACGGCCGAUUCUGAAAAUGAGAUCCAAGAGCUGGACCCCUCCAAGAUCUACAUUGUUGGAGGAAUCGUGGAUCGGAACCGGUACAAGAACCUGUGUGCCGGAAAGGCCGAGGAAGAGGCUGCCAAAGAUGGCAUUCACAAACAGCUCAACGCCAUGCUCUGA
This is a messenger RNA of Auxenochlorella protothecoides, 747 nucleotides long. RefSeq names its product tRNA (guanine(9)-N1)-methyltransferase. Gene Ontology annotation, cellular component: nucleus. The transcript has 7 exons. Lineage: Eukaryota; Viridiplantae; Chlorophyta; Trebouxiophyceae; Chlorellales; Chlorellaceae. Gene Ontology annotation, molecular function: tRNA binding. The coding region runs from base 1 to 747 and encodes 248 amino acids. The record is from RefSeq and is a predicted model, not a curated record. Gene Ontology annotation, biological process: tRNA N1-guanine methylation.